Molecule: messenger RNA, 1065 nt
Organism: Oldenlandia corymbosa var. corymbosa
Lineage: Eukaryota; Viridiplantae; Streptophyta; Magnoliopsida; Gentianales; Rubiaceae
Source: the annotation of a GenBank genome assembly
AUGGCCUUUUGGAGCAAUAACAAACCUCAUGUAAUACUCCUUGGCCUCCUGUCUCUCCUCCUCCUUCAACCUCUUACAACCACCACCUUUUUCGCCGAUGCCAUUCGCGUCAACCUUAACCCGGCGCCUCCUUCCGACAUGCUUGCCUUCAGGGAGGCGCCCGCGUUUCGCAAUGGCAACGAAUGCAGCUCGGAUAAGAAAGAUAGCAUUCAUAUAGUCAUGCCUCUUGACGUGAACUACAUCCGUGGCACGAUCGCGGCGAUUCUGUCCAUAUUGCAGCAUUCGACCUGCCCGGAGAACGUUUCUUUCCAUUUUCUUUCCCUUAAUCUUGAACCUGAAAUCUUCUCGUUGAUCAAAUCUACCUUCCCUUACCUUACAUUUCGAAUCUAUCGCUUCGAUUCUAAUCGAGUUCGUGGGAAAAUCUCCAAGUCUAUUCGACAAGCCUUGGAUCAACCUUUGAAUUAUGCAAGAAUUUACUUAUGUGACAUUCUUCCUCCGGAUGUUGGACGUGUAAUCUACCUAGACUCAGAUAUCAUUGUUGUAGAUGAUAUUGGGAAGCUAUGGGGUGUGGAAUUGGGAGACAAGGUAUUAGCUGCACCUGAAUAUUGCCAUGCAAAUUUUACAACCUAUUUUACAGACUCAUUUUGGUCAGAUGUUAAUCUAUCAAGAACUUUUGAAGGAAGGCGACCUUGCUAUUUCAACACAGGUGUGAUGGUGGUGGAUGUCGAUAAAUGGCGAAAAGGGGGAUACACACAGAAAGUUGAGGAAUGGAUGCUGAUUCAGAAACAAAGGAAAAUUUACCAUUUGGGAUCUUUGCCUCCGAUUUUGCUCAUUCUUGCUGGCAACAUCAAGCCGGUCGACCACAGAUGGAAUCAACAUGGUUUAGGUGGUGAUAACCUUGAAGGCAAAUGCAGAAGCCUUCACCCAGGUCCCAUUAGCCUGCUUCAUUGGAGCGGGAAAGGGAAACCAUGGUUGAGAUUGGAUUCCAGGAGACCUUGCAACGUCGACUAUUUAUGGGCUCCAUAUGAUCUCUACCGCUCAUCCAGAGUUGCAUUAGAAGAGUGA